Amaranthus tricolor (Joseph's coat) is the source of this 384-nucleotide messenger RNA. RefSeq lists its product as uncharacterized. The transcript has a single exon. Bases 1 to 384 code for a protein of 127 amino acids. Lineage: Eukaryota; Viridiplantae; Streptophyta; Magnoliopsida; Caryophyllales; Amaranthaceae. The record is from RefSeq and is a predicted model, not a curated record.
AUGAGCCGGAGUGUGCCUGGCUCAAGCUCAAGAGAAGAUGGCGAACUUGGUGCUAGUAUCAUCACGCUCGCAGGCACCAAUACGGGUGCUACCAUGAAGCGUGACGUGUUAGAUCAUCGUCCAAAAGUACAGGGUUACCACGAGAAAUUUUCUGCUGACCAUUAUCAUUCGGGAGGUAGUUCGGAUGCCUAUGUGAAUAGCAAUUUUCAAGCUGUUAACAAUUCGAUCAUGCUCGAUGCUUCUUACACCAGCAAUGAUCCUGGUGUUCAUAUGGAAAUAGAAGAUAAUGCAAGUGAAAUUCCUGCCCACAAGAAUGGAAGAAAAGGUUUAAGGAAAGGAAAGGAGCCUGCUCAAGGCAACCUACAUUCAAACUCGUCUGAUUGA